CCGAGCUGGCCUCGCUCUGAGUUGGGGCUAACCAUGGCCGGAUCUGUGCGUGCAUGUACUUGAGGUUCCGUUCUUAAGACACGGCCACGCCAAUUCCUCGCCGACAACGUGUGCGCGGUGCGGGGGGUACAAUCUUCAAGCAAGGGUUUAAGGUCAUCGCUAUUUCCACACAACGAUGUUGCGAUUAUUAUCUGUACUCUGUCUUGUCACAUAUUCAGACUGCAGCCUGUACCCGUUUGGUCCCGGGGUAGGAGACGUGGCCCUGCUCACAAACAACGCACCCGUCAACCUUGGCAACAGUUACAACUACUACGGCAGGAAGUUCGACACCGUUUACGUCAGCAAAGAUGGUGUUGUUGGCCUUGACCCGGACGUCAAGUACGAAGAAGUCCGUUUUCAAAAUGGCGACCGUGACCCCGACCAUGAUCUUCCCUUUCUGGCACCGUUCCAUUUUGAUGGAAACAACAUCACAAGUGAUUCGGAGGGGAAGAUCUACUACAGACUUCAUUUCAACAACGCUAGUGAAGACCAAGACUUCCUGAUGGAGCUACAGUACUACAUGCUGAAUGCUACAGUUGGUACCUCUCCGUUCGAACCGACUGUAGCUCUCGUGGUCACGUGGGAAAACGUCACAGCCGCGUCACAGGAGCCGUGUGCAGAGGGAGCGUGUCAGAGAGCCACAUUCCAAAUGGUCCUUGUUGCCUGCGCACUAAAUACGUUCAUUAUCUUCAACUACAACGACAUGCCUUUGCCCGUACAGUACUAUUACCAGGCGGGUAUAAAUGGAGGUCAUGGCGUUGGGUGGACGAGCGUAUGUACCGGAUGUAACCUUUCCGACCUGCCUUCUACAAGAGGAAGUGACGUCGCUGGCAGAUUCAUUUUCCGAGUGUCUAAUGAUCAACUUGAACGUUCAGGCUGCACUGUCGAUGGAAGUACGCUACAAAUUUUCCCAAAAUAUGCCGGAAUGUUUGGAGGGGAACUUCUGGACAUUUCCGGUCCGUGUAUGGACGAUGUCAACGUGAACGUCAUGUGUCGGUUCGGAAGUGGCGAGAGUGCAUUUACCUCCCAGGGGUUCAGGUUUAACUCCAUGAGGUUGAAGUGCCCAGUGCCGAGACUCACACAGAGAGGGUCAGUGACGGUAGCUGUGUCGGUGGAUGGUGGGAUCAUGUUUAAUGGAGAAGGAGCUAUCAACGUUGUUAUGCCACUACGUCUGCCUAAAUCAAGUCUAGUACUGAACCCGGCGUGGUUCGAGGUGACACCCCAAGAACUGAAUAUGACAUGGGACCCAGACACGAUUACCUCUCACCCAGACGCGAGGGUGGACAUUAAGCUGGUGGGUUACAGGGAGACGGAGACAGAGAUCAUCUGGAAGACCUUGAGCGUCUUAGCCUCUUCUGUCGCCAACACAGGAAACUUCAGCUUCCGCCCCGCAGACCACCAGUGCCAACCAGCUGACUGCCAGCUGUUCGAGGUGGGCAUCGUGGAGGUACAGCUGCAGACUCCUUACCACACCGUGGCCACGUCAAGAGUAGUUAUGAGCCCUGAAGACCCUUUCCCCUUUGGCUGGUUCGUAAACAAUGCAAUGACCACGCAGUACGGAUCCAACUGGCCACCCCAACUCUGUACACGUUGGUCAGACAAGGACAAGAUGGACACGUCCUGGAUGGACAAGCUCUUGUAUUGUCCAUGUAAUCUUGGUCAAGCCCUGACGGAUUUCGGUCGCUGGCAGCCUGACCUAGGCUGUAACAUAUGGUCAUCAAGUUCAUCCAACUGCUUCUAUCACAAGGGGGCUGUCCAUUGCAUCCGGUCAUUUCAACCAUCAUCUACAGGUGCAGGCAACCAGUGCUGCUACGGCAGUGAUGGGGUGCUGAAAUACGCUGCCGACACCUACCAAGGCAGCACCCCCGACCGCAGCCACGACUGGGGCGCCGCCCCCUACAACAAACCCGGGUUUGUGCCCGCUUUUUCCCACUGGAUACAGGACGUCGUCACCUUCUACUACUGCUGUCUGUGGGUCGGAUACAGUCACUGCGACUACUACAUGGAACGUCGGGCCACACGGGACUGUAACGGGUACCGCCCUCCUAAAGCAGCCAUGGCUUACGGAGACCCCCACAUCAUGACAUUUGACGGAAAGCUGUACAACUUUGGUGGCAAGGGAGACUACUACCUGGUGAAGUCGGACCAGUUUUCUCUUCAAGGGAAGUUCGACAUGGGACAACAAGCCCAUGCUGACGGUAGUAGCUUCAACGCCACCGUGUUGACGUCAGUGGCCAUGUCGGGUGACUCUGGUUCCAGGGUGGAGAUACGUCUCGCUCCCCCCGGGCUCAACAGUGACAGGCGUCUCGAUGUCUUUGUCGAUGGAAAGUUUAAGCUGUUUGAUGCUGCUGCCAUCUUUAAGCAAGAGUUCAGCGGUGGUGUAUCUGUCAUCAACAUUGCUGUCGACCCCAACGACAACCGUCACGACAACUUCACCGUUAUCAUGAAGUCAGGAGUAGGGGUACAGGUAGCGGCGGUGAACAGACUCCUCCACGUCAUCGUCAACAUGCCGCCCAACUUCCAGAACAUGACGUCAGGCCUGAUGGGGACAUGGGAUGGAGACAUGUAUGAUGACUUUACAGCUGUGGACGGAGAGGUCAUAAAUGUUACGUCAUCAGCAGAGAACGUUUACCAAACAUUCGGGAAAACAUGGGAAGUGCCAGAAAGGGAGUCCUUAUUCUCGCAUCACGACAUCGCCGACAUGCUGUUCAUGCCCGUUUUCGCCGCUCCCCAGGGCUCCAGUAUCACGGAAGAAAACCUCAACACAACUUGUGGGGAAAAUGCCCAGUGUCGCUUUGACUACCUUGUUACUGGAAAUGCUGACAUUGCGAAUGCUUCCAAAAUGGCGGCCGGCUGGUUCACGGAGCUGCAGAGCUUCCAACAAACCAGCGAGUCUUGCGGCCUCCUAGACGUACAGUACUCCAUGAAAGAUAACUACAACUACAACCUCAACAACACCGUCACCAUCACCGAUUGUAGCAACAUGGGCGUGCUCCGUGGUGAGACCACCUACACGUGCACCAGAGGCGGUACUGGAGGACUAGGUUGGAGCCCUGACAUCACCGCCGAGUGUAGCACUGGGAGUCUCUACCUGUUCGGCCCUAAGGCUGGAGAUAUGACCCUACAGACAGACGGCAACCUCCCAAUAUACCUUGGGUACGAAAUCAACGUCUUCGGUAGAAAGUACGACACUGUCUACGUAAAUAAAGAUGGAGUUGUAGGAUUUGAUUCACGGGUCGGAUAUGAGGAGACUCACUUCAAUGACAGUGCACGUGAUCCGGGUAUGGACUUACCCUUUGCCGCUCCGUUCCAUUUCUCUGGGAGAAGUAUCCUAAGUGAAGACGAUGGAAAGGUUUAUUACAGAUUAGCAUUCACCAAUACAAGCGGGGACUUUCUCAAAGAGCUGCAAACGUACAUGCUGGAUGCCAACAUUGGCUGGGAACCAUUUGAACCGGUGGUGGCGCUGGUUGUCACGUGGUAUGGCGCUGUAGACGACGCCCAGAUGGGAUGCAAAGCAACAAACACCUGCAAGACCGCGACAUUCCAGAUGGUCCUAGUUGCCUGCGAGAUGCACACGUUCGUCGUCUUCAACUACCUCACUAUGAACAUUCCGGUCCAGCAGUUCUACCAAGCUGGUAUUAAUGGAGGCCACGGCGUUGGCUGGACAAGCGUAUGUACCGGAUGUAGCUUCCCUGACCUUCCCAACAAAAGAGGAAGUGACGUCGUUGGAAGAUUCAUAUACCGCAUAUCGAAAGAUUCAAUUGCGAUCGGUGGUUGCGCAGGAGACAGAGAUUUACAGAUUCUUCCAAAGGUAGCCGGAAUGUUCGGAGGGGAGCUUCUGGACAUUUCCGGUCCGUGUCUGGACGACAACGUGAACGUUGUGUGUCGGUUCGGGAGUGGCGAGAGUUCAGUAACCUCUCAGGGGUUCAGGUUUAACUCCAUGAGGUUGAAGUGUCCAGUGCCAAGACUAUCCCAGAAAGGUUUUGUUACGGUAUCGGUGUCUAUAGAUGGCGGCAUGAACUAUGUUGGGAGUACAGAGAUUUAUAUUGUGAUGGUGAAUGCAGUGAGCCAAAGAUUAGAGUUGGUUGCGACGGGCGAAAGUAACCCCUGGAGAGAGGUCAACCCGCCAAGCCUCACUAUGAGAUGGGACCCAGAUUCACUGUCAAAGGACGAGGGGGUUCUAGUGGAGAUCCGAUUAGUUGGCUACAGAGAGGAUGGAGACCAGAUCAUCUGGAAGAUUCUACGCAUCAUCUCCCCUGAAGCAGCCAACACAGGAGAGUUCAGCUUCACUCCCUCGGACCACCAGUGUCAGCCGGAAGAUUGUGGCGUGUUUGAGGUCGGCUAUGUGGAAGUGGAGCUAAAGAGGAAUUUCCGCACACGGGCCAACACUAAGAUAGCAGUAAAAUCAGAAGUAACACCUUUCGGAUGGUUCGUUAAUGGUGCAAUGAGCAGGCUCCAUGGCUCCAACUGGGCCCCUAAGGUGUGCAUGACGUGGUACAACAAGGACAAAGUCGACAUGUCGUGGAUGGACAAGCUGUUGUAUUGUCCAUGUAACCUCGCCCAGGGACUGUCCGACUUCGGCCGCUGGCAGACGCAGUCUGGGUGCAGCAUGUUCUCGUCUAGCCCUGACAACUGCUUCUACCAUAAAGAGGCAAUACACUGCGUCCGGUCCCUCCAACCAUCAUCCACAGGAGCAGGAAAUCAGUGUUGCUACGGUAAAGACGGCCUACUUAUCUACGCUGCCGACACCUACCAAGGCAGCACCCCCGACCGCAGCCACGACUGGGGCGCCGCCCCCUACAACAAACCCGGCCACGUCCCCUCAUUGUCUCACUGGAUAGAGGAUGUUGUCACCUUCUAUUAUUGCUGUCUGUGGACGGAGUACAGUCACUGUAAUUAUUACAUGGACCAGCGGGCUACCCGGGACUGUAACGGAUACCGCCCUCCUAAAGCAGCAUUCGCGUACGGAGACCCCCAUAUCACGACAUUUGACGGAAAGCUGUACAACUUUGGUGGCAAGGGAGACUACUACCUGGUGAAGUCAGACCAAUUUUCUCUUCAGGGGAAGUUCGACUUGGGACAACAAAACCAUCCUGACGGUAACCGCUUCAACGCCACCGUGUUGACGUCAGUGGCCAUGUCGGGUGACUCUGGUUCCAGGGUGGAGAUACGUCUCGCUCCCCCCGGGCUCAACAGUGGCAGGCGUCUCGAUGUCUUUGUCGAUGGAAAAGUCAAGCUGUUUGAUGCUUCGGUCAUCUUUAAGCAAGAGUUUAGUGGGGGUGUCACUGUGAUCAACGUUGCAACUGAUUCCAACGACAACCGUCACGACAACUUCACCAUCAUCAUGAAGUCCGGAGUGGGGGUGCAAGUAUCGGCAGCAAACCGACUCCUCCACGUCAUCGUCAACAUGCCGCCAGAUUUCAAGAACACGACUUCUGGUUUGAUGGGCACCUGGAACGACAUGGAAGCUGACGACUUCACCACGAAGAGUGGAGAUGUCGUUGACAUCGGGGCCUCGAAUGAAGACGUCUAUCAAACAUUUGGCAAAACAUGGAACGUGCUGCAAAGUGAAUCUUUGUUCAAGCAUAACGACGCCGCUGACAUGAACUUCAUCCCCAUCUACGAUGCUUCCCAGAUACCUGCAGGGUCGGGUAUCACCGACGCAGACCUUGACAGCGUUUGCGGGAGCAACGUUCAAUGUCGGUUCGACUAUGCCGUAACAGGCAAUGCAGAAGUGGCGAAUGCUUCCAGGCUGGCGGCCGGAUGGUUUACUGAGAUUAAAAGCUUCCAGCUAUCCACACAAUCCUGUGGUCUACUUGACGUACCGUUUGCUACAAAAUCUAGCCGUAACUACACAUUUGGAAGUACCGUUUCAAUCACCGGCUGCCGUAACAAGGGCACGGUGAAAGGGGAGACAACCUACCAGUGUUCCAAGGGCACCAACAACGAGCUCAGCUGGAUGCCAGACGUGUCGGCAAAGUGUCUUGUAAUCGAGGACAAGAAGCCGGAAUACAACGGUCCAGACAAUGUCGGGGCGACUGUUGGCAUCAUCGUUGGCGGUUCUCUUACCGCCAUCAUCAUCAUCGUAGUAGUGGUUGUACGCAAACGUCGGAAAUAUACACGACAGGGUCUUUUGAAACAACAUAAACUUAAACUGUGAAAACCGUGUCCCGAUUUGAAGAUAGACAGACGGCACGACAAGCUUCAUGGAACCAAGAAUACGCGAAGUGAAAAUACAUCUGUGUUGAUUGUCUACAGGAAUACUGUCUCCACACAAUAUUCAAAUCACCAUGGUGGUGGUGCAUGAAUUGACCCCGAAUUGCUGUGUUUUCACAGAUAAUUGAAGACUAGUGUUUCUUUUGUGACUGUCAUUUAUGAGUACACCAGAAAACUAAGACUUUUGGGUUGACUGCCUCUGCUCAAAUUAAAUCCUAUGUGAUUACAAAAAUGCAUAUACAUUGCACUACAUUGGGGUGAAAUUAGGAACCGUAUCGGAACGUUAAGUCACUAUACGAAACCUGCCCGCUCAUACAUUUACCUAUUUUCAACAUACUGUUCUCCUAUCGUAACUCCUAAAAGUAUAACAAUUAUUUACCGUAAUACAUCGUGCAAUACCCUAGAGAGGGACCGAGAGAACUGCAAGCCCAGUCGUCCAAUGUAAGGCACCGCAAAGUGCCGUGCAGAGUUACCUCCCUUUGUCUCCUCGUGGAUGCGAGUCACAGGUUCGCUCUGAUUAUUAUUCUUGGUUGUCAGCAUGCAUGGAUUUCACAAAAGUACUUAACAUAAAAGUCAUGCAUCACUUCAGGCUCUCCCAAAUAUGUAUUGACACUGCGACAUGACUGAAAUACUGUUCAAAGCGGCGUUAAACAAAACUCACUAAUUCCCUAAAGCUAGGCUCAGUUGCGCCAUAUGCGCCAUGGCUACUAGAUUUAUAUGUAUAAUGACAUAGAGUGGGUUUAACGCCCGACUUAAAUCACGCUUGAAAAUGCGUCAAAACCCAGUCCCUCUUUUAAUAACAGAUUAAAAAAACAGUGUAAGGAAGACACAAUUUGAUUUCCGGUUUUAACACACUACUACAUUCGUACAUGUACUUAAACAGAACUUCUUCUCGACUCUUUGUCCUUAAUCUGGUGGGAAUUCGUAUAAAGAAGAUCGCGUAUUAAUUAUAGCAUUAGACUAAGGUUAAAGUCAUAACCAGUCAUCGAUGACUGAUAAGUGUUUCAGAGCCAUUACGCACCGCCUAUUCAAUACAUGUAUGUCAUUAUCUCCUGGUGUCAAAGGACGACGCUAAGUUAUGUGUGAGCUUACGUCUGCUUUGUUCCAUGAAAGUCACACCAAUGAAGACAUUUUGAGUACUAUUAUUCCGAUCUAUCAGAGUGACAUUAUCAGAAGAAAAGAAAAUAUUACCAAAAAAUUAAGCAGGACCUCUAUUUUGGCACGUACUGGUCGUUGUAAGUUAUCUGUCUUACUGAAAAAAACUUUUAGCUAUUUGUAACGCUGUAAUGUUUUGUAAACACCGUUCGCGUGCCUUGUAAUGUCUGUGACACCAUUUAACUACUUUUUUAAUUAUUCUAGAUUUAAAAUAUAAUUCUUAAACACUUAUACCAGAAUGAAUAUAUAAAGAAUUUGUCGCAUGCAAAGCCUGUGAUAUCAUUUCAGCCUUACAGUAAGGACAAGUUGAAUGUUUUCAUGUUGCUCUUUUAACCUUCAUCAUAAUGUGUAUGCGAAUGAUAUUAUUAUUGCUUCAUCAUAAAGUGCACACCCUCAUUGUUAAUCAGAUAUUAAAAAAUGUUUUAUAUAUAUUUGUUUCAUUGUUUGGAAAAUAAAUACUCAAAACGAUU
This is a messenger RNA of Haliotis rufescens (red abalone), 7880 nucleotides long. RefSeq lists its product as uncharacterized. Bases 176 to 6199 code for a protein of 2007 amino acids. Gene Ontology annotation, biological process: cell-matrix adhesion. The transcript is spliced from 33 exons. The record is from RefSeq and is a predicted model, not a curated record. Lineage: Eukaryota; Metazoa; Mollusca; Gastropoda; Lepetellida; Haliotidae.